ACAAGGCGUGGCUUGCUAUGAUAAUAUUGACGGUACCGUGAGAGAUCAUCCGACGGCCAAAUCCUCCUGCCAAAGUGAAAGGCACAGAUUGUGCGCAGAGAUGUCGUCCAGUGCAGCGCAAGGGGCGGCUAUUGCGGCAGCACAAGAGGCUGGCGCGUUUCAGAUCUCUCCAGAGUCAGGGCCACCGAAGCUGCAGACGUCAGACUGGCCGCUGCUCCUGAAGAAUUAUGACAAACUGCUCGUACGGUCAGCGCACUUCACGCCCAUACCCAGCGGAUCCUCGCCCCUCAAGCGAGACCUUGCGUCUUACAUCCAGAGCGGCGUCAUCAAUCUUGACAAGCCAUCGAACCCGUCGUCCCACGAGGUCGUAGCGUGGAUCAGGCGUAUCCUCCGUUGCGAGAAGACAGGCCACUCUGGCACGCUUGACCCCAAAGUGACCGGCUGCUUGACCGUCUGCAUCGAUCGUGCGACCCGUCUGGUCAAGUCCCAGCAAGGCGCAGGCAAGGAGUACGUCUGCGUCCUCCGACUUCACGACUCUCUCCAGUCCGAAAAGGCACUCUCUCGAGCGCUCGAGACACUGACAGGCGCGCUCUUUCAACGACCCCCUCUCAUCUCUGCCGUCAAGCGUCAGCUGCGGAUACGUACGAUCUACGAGAUCAAGCUGCUCGAAUUUGACAAUGCCCGCCAUCUCGGUGUCUUCUGGGUCUCUUGCGAGGCUGGCACCUACAUUCGAACGCUCUGUGUCCAUCUGGGUCUCUUGCUCGGCGUGGGCGGUCACAUGCAAGAGCUGCGCAGAGUCCGCUCCGGUGCGAUGAGCGAAGCCGAUGACAUGGUCACCAUGCACGAUGUUCUCGACGCUCAGUGGCUAUACGACAACACGCGCGAUGAGAGCUACCUUCGACGAGUGAUAAGACCCCUCGAGAGUCUGCUGACGACUUACAAGCGCAUCGUCGUCAAAGACUCUGCAGUAGCAGCCUUGACCUACGGCGCCCAGUUGAUGUUGCCCGGCGUGCUCCGCUACGAAGCAGGCAUCGAACUGCACGAAGAGAUCGUGCUGAUGACAACGAAAGGCGAAGCGAUCUGCUUGGCCUAUGCCCGCAUGACCACCGUCGAGCUCUCCACCUGUGAUCACGGCGUGGUAGCCAAGAUCAAGCGAGUCAUCAUGUCCAGAGAUACCUACCCUCGCGCAUGGGGCCUAGGGCCUAAAGCGCAAGAGAAGAAGAAGAUGAUCCAGACGGGCGAGCUCGACAAGCACGGCCGCAAGAAUGAGAACACGCCUGCGACGUGGACGAAGGAAUACACGGACUAUACCAUCCAAGGCGAAGGAGCUGCACUCGAGGCUACGAUCCCUGCCCAAGCCGAGGCAUCCACAUCGGCUCCAACGGCAGAUGUCACCAUGGAAGAGUCGCCCAAGAAGUCAAAGAAGCGCAAGACGGAGGAUGGUUCUGCACUGGCCAAUGGCGAUGCCGAACCUGCAGAGGAAGAUGAGCAAGCGCGUAAGGAGCGCAAGAGAGCCAAGAAGGAAGCAAAGGCAGCUGCCGCUGCUGCCGCUGCUGCUGCUGAGUCUGGCGAUGCUACAGCGGACGUCUCGAUGGUAUCCGAGUCUUCGGGGAAGAAGAAGAAAAAGGACAAAAAGGCAAAGGUGGCAGAUGCGUAGCUUGAGCGGCGAGUGUAACAGCUUGUACAGUACUGCAUGAUUGCUCUUACAACUUCUUCUAUGAUGAUGAUGAUGAUGACGACAACAAGGGCGUGUUCUCGGUGUUCUCCUCCUGAUCUGCUCGCACGUCGGGCAAGAUAUCCGUCCGGGUAUCGGCGACCUUGUCGUGAAGCAGACCGGAUUGCGCAUCCGUGUAGAGCAAGUAGUGCUGGACAAGAAAGACAGAGUCAAAGGCGAGCGAGAGGAGCGCCAAGCCCAGUUUGCCCGGAUUUCCCGUGAUGGCUGACCAGUCAUCGUUCCUGC
Molecule: messenger RNA, 1960 nt
Organism: Mixia osmundae IAM 14324
Lineage: Eukaryota; Fungi; Basidiomycota; Mixiomycetes; Mixiales; Mixiaceae
Exons: 5
Coding region: 101-1657 (518 amino acids)
Biological process (GO): snRNA pseudouridine synthesis; mRNA pseudouridine synthesis; box H/ACA sno(s)RNA 3'-end processing
Cellular component (GO): box H/ACA snoRNP complex
Molecular function (GO): pseudouridine synthase activity; RNA binding
Source: RefSeq, a predicted model, not a curated record